Neurospora tetraspora is the source of this 516-nucleotide messenger RNA. RefSeq lists its product as uncharacterized. The record is from RefSeq and is a predicted model, not a curated record. The transcript is spliced from 3 exons. Lineage: Eukaryota; Fungi; Ascomycota; Sordariomycetes; Sordariales; Sordariaceae. The coding region runs from base 1 to 516 and encodes 171 amino acids.
AUGGCAGCUGGUUGGAUGUCAGACGGUGGAAAGCUCGAGAUAGCAACCUCCAUAAAGCCUGAGCCUGUCAACAUUCAUGGGCCAGAGCCAUACCCGGACACCCACGAGACCACCAAUCCGUUAAUGUUAGGCUAUCGGCAAACCUCAUUGGAUACGAGACUGGGCUCUCUGUGUGAUGUGGUGCUCCAGACCGUCGUUGAUGACGAGAAGUACGGGUUUAUUCAUGCCGCCUCUGGCGCUCGUGACGCCACCGACAACGGUUCGAGCCUUGGAGAUUACACAAGAGGGGCGGCACUCGGCCAUGGCAGGCUUUGGCAGCUUCGCCAACACGAACAUCACUGGUCAGUCAUCUCUCCCCUGCAUCGUACACACCCUCGUACACACACCGACCAAACCCCAAAUCUGGGGGCCGAGCAGAUCCCCAGCAGGCGUGGGGCGGGGGCCUCAUGUCUUCAUGGUGCUGUCACACUUUUGCCUCUCCCGCAUUCUCCUAUCAAACCGUCCAGGUGCAUAUGA